AUGAGUUCCUCGAUAUCUAUACAUCUGUGGAUUUGUGUGUUGGUAUUCUUACCACCGUGUUACCCGGGACUAGAUGAUCUCUACUUUGAAGAUGAUGGUUUGAAAAUAAAAAGAGCCGACUGGUACCUACAUCUAAAAACCAAAAAAUUAGAUGAUCAUAUUCGAAAUGUUGUCAAACAUGUUAAGAUACUUGAAGAUUUAUAUGAAUCUCAUCUUAGUUUGGAUAUUGGAAGCCCAGAGCAUGGACUAUUGAUUGAUUCUCAGCUUUCCGAAGAACUUUAUGAAACACCUUGUGCCAUAGACUUAUCGAAAGUGAAACUAGAUAAGACAUCUAUGGGUGAGAUGUGUUUGUCAUUGUAUUACAACAAAUCUGCGUGCAUCGGGAUGAACUUAAAGUAUCGUAGUCCUGAUGGUUCUUGUAACAACUUGAAACGUUCUUUCUCGGGAAAAGCAACCACGGCUUAUAAACGUUUACUGUAUCCUAACUAUAGAAUGAGUUUAAAUGAAGUUCCCGAAGACUUUUAUUCGUCUUACAGACCCAGUCCUAGAAUACUGAGCGUUGCAUUUGUCAAAGACGAGCACUCACCAGAUGACUUUAAAACGAUGGCAAUGGCGUACUGGACGAUUUUUGUAGGCCAUGAUCUAUCUCACACGGCAAUUUCUAUAAUGAUGAACAGUAAUGAACCUGUGAGGUGUUGUAAUGAUAACCGGAAUGAGCUCCGCCCUGGAAGCGUAUACCACGAGUUGUGCUUGGCAGUUGUGAUACCGGGUGAAGAUCCAUUUUUCAGAAACAAUGCUCGUUGUAUGUACUACGUGCGUUCAGUGCCCGCUGUGCGUUCCGAUUGUACUUUUGGACCCAAGGAACAAAUGAACCAAGCUACUCAUUAUUUAGAUGGGUCGAUGAUUUACGGUUCGUCGGCGAAACGGACAUGGUCAUUGAGGACCAACUUGGGCGGCCAACUGUUGACAAACAUGGGCUGCUAUAACAAUAGCCAAGACGACCCGGUACAGCCACAGUAUAUGCCACUGGAAGACACCGAAUCAAGCGCCUGUCAGUAUGGCAGUGGCACGUGUUAUAGGGCUGGUGACAUCCGAGCAAACGCGCUUCCCCAACUGACGGUCAUGCACACAUUGUGGAUGAGGGAACACAACCGGUUGGCCAAACUACUGUCCCACGUAAACCCGCACUGGGACGAUGAACGUAUUUUUCAGGAGGCCAGGAAAAUCGUUACGGCAUCCAUACAGCACAUCACUUACAAUGAGUGGCUGCCAGCGCUGCUCGGGGAAAACUACACCAGGUGGAACGGGCUUGAACUGCCGACAAAAGGCUACAGUAACUCUUACAACGAGACCACCGACCCGAGCGUCAGCAACAGCUUUGCGACCGCAGUAUUACCGUUCGCUAAUUCCAUGCUAAGCGACACUAUCAGUUUAUAUACGGAACACCGAGUGAUCAACGCAAGUCUUUCACUAAAGGAACAUUACAACCGACCAACUGGUUUACUGUCAAAUUACAUGGAUCAGCUUGUCAGAGGGCUAUCUACGCAGAAUACACAAAAAAUCGAUAUGCUAUUUACUCAAACUCUUACAAAUUACUUAUACAGUGCUCGUCCAAACCACGUGUUCGGAAUGGACAUUGUCAGCUUGGAUAUACAACGAACCCGCGAUCAUGGUAUACCAAGCUACUCAGAAUUCAGAAAAUAUUGUGGACUAAAAGCUAUAAGAAGUGUACAAGAUUUAUCUAAGAUCAUGGUUGAAGGUGGUUCUGAUACGCUGAGUGGUGUCGCCGUUGGGUCCUCGCUUUCCGGUUGCCUUCGCAUCAAGCCUUCGUUCUGUUGUAGGUGGUUGGAGGUCGAUGUUGGCCCUCUCUGGUGUUGA
This is a messenger RNA of Macrosiphum euphorbiae (potato aphid), 1878 nucleotides long. NCBI's taxonomy places the organism in Eukaryota, Metazoa, Arthropoda, Insecta, Hemiptera, Aphididae. The record is from the annotation of a GenBank genome assembly.